This is a messenger RNA of Sapajus apella (tufted capuchin), 918 nucleotides long. RefSeq names its product intermediate conductance calcium-activated potassium channel protein 4-like. Gene Ontology annotation, biological process: potassium ion transmembrane transport. Gene Ontology annotation, cellular component: neuronal cell body; neuron projection; plasma membrane. NCBI's taxonomy places the organism in Eukaryota, Metazoa, Chordata, Mammalia, Primates, Cebidae. The record is from RefSeq and is a predicted model, not a curated record. The annotation marks the transcript as partial. The transcript is spliced from 3 exons. Gene Ontology annotation, molecular function: intermediate conductance calcium-activated potassium channel activity; calmodulin binding; small conductance calcium-activated potassium channel activity.
CACCCCCGUUUCUGUCCCUCCCAACAGUGGGCGCUCUACCUGUUCCUGGUUAAAUGCAUUAUCAGCAUUUCCACCUUCUUACUCCUCUGCCUCAUCGUGGCCUUCCAUGCCAAAGAGGUCCAGCUGUUCAUGACCGACAACGGGCUGCGGGACUGGCGCGUGGCGCUGACCGGGCGGCAGGCGGCGCAGAUCCUGCUGGAGCUGGCGGUAUGCGGGCUGCACCCGGCGCCUGUGGGGGGCCCGCUGUGCGCGCAGGGUUCAGGGUCGCCGCUGACCUCGCCGCAGCCCUGGCCAGGAUUCCUGAGCCAGGGGGAAGCGCUGCUGUCGCUGGCCAUGCUGCUGCGCCUCUACCUGGUGCCCCGCGCCGUGCUCCUGCGCAGCGGCGUCCUGCUCAACGCCUCCUACCGCAGCAUCGGCGCCCUCAACCAGGUCCGCUUCCGCCACUGGUUCGUGGCCAAGCUUUACAUGAACACGCACCCCGGCCGCCUGCUGCUCGGCCUCACGCUCGGCCUCUGGCUGACCACCGCCUGGGUGCUGUCCGUGGCUGAGAGGCAGGCUGUUAAUGCCACUGGGCACCUCUCCGACACACUGUGGCUGAUCCCCAUCACAUUCCUGACCAUUGGCUAUGGUGACGUGGUGCCGGGCACCAUGUGGGGCAAGAUUGUCUGCCUCUGCACUGGAGUCAUGGUGAGUACAACUCUCUUGGGGACCGAUCCUUAUCCCAAACUGGUCAUCCUCGGACCCCAGGAAGCCAUGGAGGCAGCCCAUGCUCUCACGGACAGCGCCUAAGAAACUUGAGUGUCUGGGGCCCCCACAGGCACGUUCUCUCUUCAAGACCAAGAUGCUCACCUGCAAUCCCAACCUUGUGGGAGGCCAAGGUGGGAAGAUCACUCAAGCCCAAGAGUUUGAGGUUACAGU